AUGCCAAAAUCAAAACCCUCAAAGAAAGAUCACCAUCCAUCUCAAUCUUUAUCCCACCAGCAACCUCCUAACUGGCCCCCUCUCCGCCCUCUAGUCCCCUCUUCCGAUCUCUACCUCGAUCCCCUCCUCCCCGACCAGAUCUACCUAAUUCGCAACUUCCUCCCUGCCUCCCUCUGCAAGACUUAUGUUUCCUUCCUCGCCUCUUUACCACUCACUACAACCCCUGGGAAACCCAAGAAAGGCGACGCCGUCCGCGUCAACGAUAGAUUUCAGAUCCAGGAUGCUACAUUUGCGGAGAACCUCUGGCGGGGAACAGCGCUAAAGGAGCUUGUGACAAACCCUGUUUCUGUCGAUGAUGGAGUCGGGGAGUAUAGCGACGGAGGUCGGUCAAUGAAAGAGAUCUGGGGCGGGGAACCGCUGGGAUUGAAUGCGAACAUUCGUGUUUACCGGUAUUCUCCAGGGCAAUUCUUUGCACAGCAUUACGAUGACUCCAACACUCUCUCAUUCCUAUCGCCCUCAAUGCCCCCCAAGCCAGCCCGAACUACAUGGACACUCUUGAUCUAUCUCUCGACCUGCACAGGGGGAGAAACAGUCUUCUAUCCGCAGCGAACACGGUCGGAUCCUAACCCGGAGCCGAUCUCAGUAGCACCUGAAAUGGGGAUGGCGCUGUUACAUCGGCAUGGGGACCAAUGUCUACUACACGAGGGAAAGGAGGUUACGCAUGGGGAGAAAUGGGUGUUGAGGAGUGACUUGGUGGUUGCGCGAUAA
Molecule: messenger RNA, 768 nt
Organism: Aspergillus nidulans FGSC A4
Lineage: Eukaryota; Fungi; Ascomycota; Eurotiomycetes; Eurotiales; Aspergillaceae
Exons: 2
Coding region: 1-768 (255 amino acids)
Molecular function (GO): iron ion binding; L-ascorbic acid binding; oxidoreductase activity, acting on paired donors, with incorporation or reduction of molecular oxygen
Source: RefSeq, a predicted model, not a curated record